AUGAUAUUAAUUAAAGGUGAUCCUAGAUUUACAUCAAUAGAAGAUAUGAAUUCAAAAUAUGAUAGAGUUGUUGCAAGUUCAUAUUACUCUCUUGCGUACCUGAUAGACCAGUUAAAUGAAAAUUCAUUAUUAAAAGCUGCAAAACAAUAUGAUGAUUUAUUUGAUAAUCCAAAAACUUGA
Messenger RNA from Scutellospora calospora, 180 nucleotides. Lineage: Eukaryota; Fungi; Glomeromycota; Glomeromycetes; Diversisporales; Gigasporaceae. The record is from the annotation of a GenBank genome assembly.